Messenger RNA from Acanthisitta chloris (rifleman), 870 nucleotides. RefSeq names its product cathepsin K (gene CTSK). Gene Ontology annotation, biological process: immune response. NCBI's taxonomy places the organism in Eukaryota, Metazoa, Chordata, Aves, Passeriformes, Acanthisittidae. The transcript has 6 exons. Gene Ontology annotation, molecular function: cysteine-type endopeptidase activity. The record is from RefSeq and is a predicted model, not a curated record. The annotation marks the transcript as partial. Gene Ontology annotation, cellular component: lysosome.
GCAGACGAGGUGAGCCGGAGAUUGAUUUGGGAGAAGAACCUCAAGUACAUCAACACCCACAACCUGGAGCACUCCCUGGGAAUCCACACCUUCCAGCUGGCCAUGAACCACCUGGGGGACAUGACCAGCCAAGAGGUGGUGAGGAAGAUGACAGGGCUGAAGGUGCCCAGUGGCCACCACCAUCACAACGAGACACUCUACGUCCCUGACUGGACUGAGAGAGCUCCAGACACCAUGGACUGGAGGAAAAAAGGCUACGUGACUCCGGGCAAGAACCAGGGUCAGUGUGGCUCGUGCUGGGCCUUCAGCUCGGUGGGCGCCCUGGAGGGACAACUGAAGAGGAAAACAAGGAAGCUGUUGUCCCUCAGUCCCCAAAAUCUGGUGGAUUGUGUGGCCAACAACGACGGUUGCGGCGGCGGCUACAUGACCAACGCCUUCGACUACGUCCGGCAAAACCACGGCAUCGAUUCCGAGGAUUCCUACCCCUACAUCGGCCAGGAUGAGAGCUGCAUGUACAGCCCCACGGGGAAAGCAGCCAAGUGCCGCGGCUACCGCGAGAUUCCCCAAGGGAAUGAGAAGGCUUUGAAGAGAGCAGUGGCCAGGAUUGGUCCCAUCUCCGUGGGCAUCGAUGCCAGUCUGCCCUCCUUCCAGUUCUACAGCCGAGGAGUUUACUACGACGAGAGUUGUAACGGGGAGAACAUCAACCACGCGAUGCUGGCGGUUGGGUAUGGGGCACAGAAGGGCACCAAGCACUGGAUCAUCAAGAACAGUUGGGGAGAGGAAUGGGGCAACAAGGGCUACGUCCUCCUGGCGCGGAACAUGAACAACGCCUGUGGCAUUGCCAACCUUGCCAGUUUCCCCAAGAUGUGA